AGUGGCACAGACCUGAUAUCUCAAAAACCUCGUCGCGACGUCGUACCAAGCUAGUUAUGUCGUUCUCUUUUUCUCUCCUCGUUGGUCAGUUCGAAUUCGUUUCUCAUACGCGUUGGUUUCCAAACCAAAAGUGGAGGGACUCCUAUCUCAUUACUCUUUAACGCUCCACCUUCUUUUAAAAGUUUGCUUCAUUCUCUCAAUCAGUUCCGGAGUGUCAACCGUACAUAUCGUUGCUCUAUCAUGAAUCUUGAGUUCUGACAUGGAUUAUCAGCUAGACUUGUAAUUUUAAAGCAAUAUAUCCAGCUAUUUUAUUUUCAUAUUUUAAAAAGUCAAUUACUUUAAUUGAGUAAAAAAUUGCUAAGUGAAAAACAACUUUUUUGUUGUAUAAUUUAUUGACGUUGGUAAACAUCAAUUUAGAAGAGAUGAUUGAGGACGCGGCAAUGCUCGAUGUGAGUACAUGUGACCGAAGGUCAGGGAUUAUAAUUAACAGAAGUAAUGAAAGCGAUUAGCAUAAUUCAUUCGAUAAACGAAUCGAUAAAUCGAUUUAUCUAAUCAUAAUUUGCUUAAUAAAUGAUUUAUGGUUGUUCUCAUCGUGUUAAGAAAAACAUUAUUAUUAAAAAAGCACACAGAGGUCAUCUUAGUGAUGAGAUAGCAGCAUGAAUAAAGCUCUAUAACAUGAAACAAUUUACUAUUCUUAUAUACUCUUCGACAUCUAUCAAGCCGACGUGUCGCCCCAAGUUAUAUUGAACAAGGAAACAUGUGCGUGCCUUGUCAACAUACCUGAUUGAAACGUCCGGGAGAAAUUGAAAUUGCAUUAAGGGAGGGAGAGGGAGACAGAUAAGGAUCUCUGAGGUGCGCCAAGAGGUGUAAUGCAUGCUCGAACAGUCAGAGAAAGAUUAUCAUCAAAGAAUGUAGCUCAUAAUUCAAUUUCUAUUUCUUUUUAAAGAAAAACUGAUUGAUUUUAGUAUAAUAUAGUUUACGAUAUUUUAACAAGUUGAUGGGAUAAAUAUCAUAUCAAUUCCUGAAAGUAAUUUAGUGAUAAAAAGUAUAUAUUAAAAUAUUUUUAUUUUUUUUUUUAGCUUUACUUCACUUUUUGACAUUAAUAAUUAUUAUUAAAUGUUCAUGUAAUAACGCGUUCUUUUCAUAAAUACAAGUAAUGAUAAUAUUAUUUUUAAAAUGAAUAUUUUAGGAAAUGACAGAGGAGCUUUUGUUCUCAGCGUUGGGUUUGAAAAUGGAGGAAAACGGUUUAAAUGAAAUUUCUCCUACAUCAACAAGUUCACUACCAUAUGAUUAUGAAACACCAUGUAGAAUAAACUUUCAUGAAAACUCGGAUUUGAUAGAAAAUCCAACAAACACUACGAACUCAUUGGAAUGCUAUACUGAUUUGACUUGUUCCCCGGAAGUUUCUUGGAGUGAUUGGACUUCAGCAAACUUCUCACAAUCAUCUCCACGUACAAAUGAACUCAAUGAAUUAGACACUGAGUUUGACUGGUGUCUAGAUAAGACCUGGAAUUCUGGUUUACCUGAAAGAACACCGCUCUGUACGCCAGGAUGUGAACGAUUCCUUCAUUUACCUCUCCCUAAAGUUCAACAAGAACAGCAGCAAAAUUUUCAACAUGAUGAACCACUUUUAGUCCUAGGAAUCGAUCUGAGAUCGUUGGAAAAUAAUUCUAGUGUGGAUUUUAAUAAUAAUACUUUGGAAGAGAACCUACUCUUUUCAUCACCAGCUAAUGCAGCUCUAGCAACUCAUGAUUAUACUAAUCGUAGCUUAGAAGGUAGCCCUGAUGAUCGCUGUUUUCCAUGUACCUAUCAGGGAUGUUUAAAAGUUUAUGCAAAAGCAUCGCACUUAAAGGCUCAUCUUCGACGACACACUGGAGAAAAACCAUUUGUCUGCACUUGGUCUGGAUGUGAUUGGCGUUUCAGCCGAUCUGAUGAACUAGCAAGGCAUCGGAGAUCUCACUCCGGAGUAAAACCUUAUCCAUGUGAGCUGUGCUCCAAAAGAUUUGCAAGGAGUGAUCAUUUGGCUAAACAUCGGAAAGUCCACAGAAAAAAUGCUUAUUCCAUUUUCCCUAAUGGUCGAGGAUUUCGAGGAAAGAUGAAUGUUGUUCCAACCAAAGUUUAAGAAUAUCACUCCAAAAUGAUAAUGUAUCAAUGAGUUCAAUGGGAAUUUUGAAGGAAUUUACCAAAGAAAUGUGCCAACAUCUCCACAGUAUCAAUGAAUCAAGAAUCAAUAGAAACAACUAUCAAUAGAUUACAAAUAAUAAGAUAAAUAUUUUUUAUGUCUAUCGUAGAUUAAGUUAUUUAAAGAUUGUCAAUGUUUCGGUUGAAUUGCAACUAUAAAGACAAUUACUUAAGAGCUAAAUAAAUGAAUUAAUAAUAAUGUUUGUCAAUGAUAAAAAAUUAUAAAAUUUAAUGACUAAAUUGCAACUAUUAAGACAGCUGAUUUGAUAAUGGUAAAAUAUCUAAUGAUUCAAAAUUAAUUUAAAGAUAACUAAAAUAUUAACAAUUUAUUUACCUGAAUGUUUGGCAGUUAUAUUAAUACUAAGAACUUUUUUUUGACUACUGAAGCAUUUGAUAAGUAAUAAAAGAUAAUAAUAAAAUUU
Messenger RNA from Chelonus insularis, 2603 nucleotides. Its product is annotated as early growth response protein 2-like. Gene Ontology annotation, biological process: regulation of transcription by RNA polymerase II. Lineage: Eukaryota; Metazoa; Arthropoda; Insecta; Hymenoptera; Braconidae. The coding region runs from base 1193 to 2122 and encodes 309 amino acids. The transcript has 3 exons. The record is from RefSeq and is a predicted model, not a curated record. Gene Ontology annotation, molecular function: RNA polymerase II cis-regulatory region sequence-specific DNA binding; DNA-binding transcription factor activity, RNA polymerase II-specific.